AUGAAUAAUGGAAGAGGUGGAGUGUUAUUUGUAGAACCAGUUUUUGAUACAUCAGGUUAUUGUUCGACAUAUGUAUUUUCAGAAUCACAAGAAUGUUAUUUAGUUGAUCCCAGCGAAUCAACCUUAAAAGGAUUAUUGGGCGCUGAUGGUAUUGGUCUAUUAAGAACAAACAAUAUAUUGCUUACAUCCUUAUCAUGGAAAAAAAUUGGAGGCUUAAUUGGGGUUCUUUUAUCACUAAAGGAAACAACGAAUAUAGUUAAAAUCUUUGGUCCCCCAGGUAUCUUUACAUUUUUUAGAAAUGCAUCAUUCCAUAAUAAAAGUAACUUAUUCAGAAUUUAUGAACUGGAUGACUAUAACUACAAUCAAAUUGGUGAAAUAUUUCAAAUUAAAAGUAUUCCAAUUCACUCUAUAAAUACCAAAUUUAUAGAUGUUCCAGAAUCUAAUAGUUACGAAUUUGAUAAUAACCCCAAUGAAAAUAAUAAUAAUAAUAAUAAUAAUAAAUAUAAUAGUUUUAAUAAUAACAAGAAAAAUAAUAGUGAAAAUAAUAAAAAUAUGAUGAAGUUUCCAGUUACUUUAAAUAAUAAAAAAUUACCAACAGUUGUUCCUCUAUCAAAACCAUAUAAUUCACUUUUUUCAAAUAAUAGAAAGGAUAAUAAUUAUCACCCAAAGAUUUCACCAAAUAUUUGUUAUUUAUUUGAAACAUUACCAAUUAGAACAAGAUUUGAUAAAGAAAAAGCAAAUAGUUUAGGUGUUUUUAAUGGAAGAAAAUAUAAAGAACUUACAAAUGGAUUUGAUGUUGUAAACGAUUUACCAAAUGGAAGAAUAGUUAGUCCAAAUGAUAUUUAUAAAUUUGUAGAUGGAACUUGCUUUGCAUUUAUCAAUUGUCCAGAUGAAUCAUAUUUUGAUUCAUUAUUUGAAAAUCCAAUAUGGGAACCAAUUUUCAGUAAACAGAAAAAACUAUCUUUUGUUUAUCAUUCAAGUCCAAAAGAAGUUAUAAAUAAUCCUAAAUUUAUUAAAUUUAUGGAAAAAUUAACAAAUAAACCAACAAAUGAGGAAAUGGAACAAUUUGAAAUCGAUAAAAAAGAUGAAAGGUUAAGUUUAGAACAAGAUAACCAACCAACUACUACCAAAAAUACAGAAGAUGGAUCAGAAUUAGAAAUUAGCUUAGUAUUUGAUGAAUUUGAAAGAAGAUCAACCCUUCAACCACCAAUUCAAACUAAACACUUUUUAACAUCUAAAGAAUUUUCGAAAAAUCAAAUUUGUGAAAUUCCAGAUUUAACACCAACCGAUGAAAACAACGAACCAACAUCAAUUAAUGUAUUAAAUGAACUAUUGAAAUCCAAAAUAUUAAAAGAUUCAUUUUUUGCAGUAGAGAGUAAGGCCAAGCAUAUCAUUUCCCCAGUUCGUAGUAGAGGUAGAAUUACAGAGAAAAAUAUAAUAAAGAUACCACCAAUUCAACAUCUCAACUUGGAUGAUAAAGGUGAAAAAGAUAAAGCAACUAUUGAGCACAUUAAAAAUUUCCGUAACAAUAUGGAGAAAGGUUUAGAGUAUCCUAAAUUAAUGUUUUUAGGCACAGCUUCAGCAUCUCCAAAUCUUUUUAGAAGUGUAUCAGGUAUUUUAGUAUCACCUGACGAAAACAACCAUAUGCUGGUAGACUGUGGUCAAUCAUCAAUCAGCCAAUUAGAAAUAUUUUUUGGUCGAAAGAAGACAAAACAAAUUCUUAUGGAAACUCAUUUAAUUUGGGUAUCACAUUUACACGCCGAUCACCAUCUUGGUAUUGGUUCCGUAAUCAUUGAAAGAAAUCUCGCAUUCAAAGAAGCCGGUACGGGUGCUAAAUCUCUGAUUCUCCAAGAAGUCUGUGCAAAACUAUCUUUAAUAUCAUUAACAAGUGUACCAGUUGUUCAUUGCAAUGCAUCUUUUGGUUUGGUCGCUACAUUUAAAAACAAAGAUAUUCCAAAAGGUUACAAAAUUACAUAUUCCGGUGACACACGUCCCUCAAAACUAUUGGUAGCUGCUGGUAAAAACUCUGAUCUUUUAAUUCACGAAGCUACUUUCACUGACGAAUAUCAAGAAGAUGCAGUCGCAAAAAGACACUCAACAUUCUCUGAAGCAUUAGGUGUAGCAAAAGAUAUGAAGGCUAAACAAACUAUUUUAACUCAUUUUUCACAACGUUAUCCAUCAGUAAUUCGUCUAACUCAAAGUAACAAUCUAAAAAUUGGUGACAACUAUGAACCUGUAAAUACAAACCGUCCCUAUGCAUUGGCAUACGAUUUAGUUAGAUUCUCACCUUCAGAUUUUUCAUUACUUCAAGAGUUAAAUUUCACUUUGGAUGAACACAUAACCUCACAAGAAGAACAAUCAAAAAUUAAAGAAAGAGAAACAAUAAAUGAAAGAAAAAAAAGAAAACUUGGAGUUACAACUAACGAAAAUCAAAAUGAAAUUGAAAACAAAGAUCAAAAUGAAAAUGAAAAUGAAAAUGAAGGAGAAAAAGAAAGGGAAAGAGAAAAAGAAAAAGAAAAGAAAGAAAAACCUAAAACAGUAAUUAAAAUACCCAAAAUUGCAAAGAAAAAGGUUCCAAAAUUCAUAAAUCCAAAUCAACUUAUGGGAUCAGAAAUAUUUUAUACAACAACUGUUUCAAGUUGUAAAAUGCAUAAUAUAAAUAAUAGGAAUAAUAAUUAUAAUUUUAUACCACUUAAAAAUUUAAAUAAUAAUAAUUUUAAUAUAAAUAAUAUCAUAAGCAAAAAAUCAUUAAAUAUUUUAAAACUAAUAAAGAAAUAA
This is a messenger RNA of Dictyostelium purpureum, 2778 nucleotides long. RefSeq lists its product as uncharacterized. Gene Ontology annotation, molecular function: 3'-tRNA processing endoribonuclease activity. The coding region runs from base 1 to 2778 and encodes 925 amino acids. The transcript has 3 exons. The record is from RefSeq and is a predicted model, not a curated record. Gene Ontology annotation, biological process: mitochondrial tRNA 3'-end processing. Gene Ontology annotation, cellular component: mitochondrion. Lineage: Eukaryota; Evosea; Eumycetozoa; Dictyosteliales; Dictyosteliaceae.